Plutella xylostella (diamondback moth) is the source of this 2562-nucleotide messenger RNA. RefSeq names its product solute carrier family 22 member 1. Gene Ontology annotation, molecular function: transmembrane transporter activity. Gene Ontology annotation, cellular component: membrane. Lineage: Eukaryota; Metazoa; Arthropoda; Insecta; Lepidoptera; Plutellidae. The record is from RefSeq and is a predicted model, not a curated record. Gene Ontology annotation, biological process: transmembrane transport.
UGUCCCCUCUAGAGUACCCACAGAUAGUCGUUGCACCGAAUAAAACAUCUUUAGUCACGGCAAAAAAACCGUCACGCUUUAACUAUAAAGACCACGGUACUUAACAACAAAAGUAAUUCAUAAAUAACAAUGUUUUCAAUGUCAGGAAAAUUAUUAACAAUCAUUCAUUUGGUGUCUUUGUGACUUGAAGCAAUAGUGUGCUGUGUUAAUUAACCCUUUCACGGCGUUUUAUGAUUUGUGGCCGAUUGUGUUUUGUCCGUGAAUGUGUUAAAUGAAAAUGAGUGUUGAAGAAAAAUUGGAAAAACCUGUAGAAUUGGACGAUGUUUUGCACAAGUUUUCCGUGACUCAGAAAUACUAUGUUGGUUUUGGUAUACUACUUUCUAUAGCGUUUGCUACAAAUUCCUUCACGUGUACUCACUUCGUGUUUGCUGCCGACUAUGUUCAGUACAAAUGCCAUAAUUCAAUCGGACAAUGCAAUAAGAAUUCGCCAGCCAACGUGACUUUUGACCAUCAAUUUGACCAGCAGUGCUACGCGAGGGUGCCACUAGACGAGGCUGCUACUUGCUUCGAGGUGAACCAAUCCAAGCUCGUGCCCUGCAAUGACUGGGUCUAUGAGAACCCUGACAGCUUUGUGGGAGAGUUCCAGUUGGCAUGUCAGGAGUGGAAGCGGACACUGGUGGGCACGAUGCACAGCUUCGGUUACAUGCUGGGACUGCUCAUCGUCGGACCCAUAUCUGACAGGAUAGGCAGAAAGAAAGCCUUGAUCAUGACAGGCGUCCUAGGAGGAGUAUUGGGAUUGGCCAGAAGUUUCGCCACUAACUACUGGUUGUAUAUCGUUUUGGAAAUGGCCGAGGCUGCUAUAGGAGACAUUUGCUCUCCAGCUUUCAUGUUGGGUAUUGAAAUCGUCUCAGCAAGGGAUCGUGCAAAAUUCUUCAUGGUCACCCAACUAGGGUACCCAAUAGGAGGGCUUUCACUAGUUCUAUUCGCUUGGCUCUUCCCUUAUUUCAGAACCUUUUUAAGAGUCAUCUACGCCCCAUCGUUACUAUUCAUACUUUACGCUUACUUAAUAGAUGAGAGCCCAAGAUGGCUGCUAACAAAAGGCAGAAAAGAAGAAGCUGUGAAAAUACUAGAAAAUGCAGCAAAGACUAAUAAAAUAGUUCUGGAGAAAUCUCUACUUGAAAACUUAACGUGUGAAAAAGAAGACAAGUCAGCAGAAAUUGGAUAUGUAGCGUUGCUUAAAAGCACAUUUGCGUCAAGAGUGUUGCUGCAAAGAUUCUUGAUUUGCGUAGUAUGGUGGUCAACCUGCACAUUUGUAUCGUAUGGGCUGGCGAUAAAUUCUGUAUUAUGGGGUGGGAAUAAAUAUAUGAACUAUGCAUUCAUGACAAUGAUUGACAUACCAGCAUCCUUCGUGAUGGGAUUCGUUUUGAUCAAAUUCAAAAGGAAGAAGCCAUUAAUUGUAGCAUUCUCUUGUGCCGGCCUGUUUUUAUUAAUGCAGCCAUUCUUGCCGUUAGAUAUGACUUGGCUGUCAAUUGUCUUUUUCUUAGUUGGGAAAUUCAUGACCUCGAUAUUUUUCAACAUAACCUACGUGUUCACAUCAGAAUUGUUUCCGACAUACACGAGGAACUCGAUGCAUGCUCUCUGUUCAUCUCUUGGAAGAAUUGGUUCAAUACUUGCGCCACAGACCCCACUUUUGAUGACCUACUGGGUAGGACUCCCUUCCAUCCUCUUCGGGUCAGCAUCACUGAUAGCGGCCAUCGUCACCUUGUUUGUCCCCGACACAGCUGACGACUCGUUACCUGACACUGUGCAUCAAGCUGAAUUUGUCGGAAUCAAAAUGGAUGAAAAGAAAAAGACGAUGAAGUCUUGAUCAUGAUGAUGAUAGAAGACUUUGAUAGUCGAAUGAUAGGACAUGAAAGUAUUUAAAGUAGAGAUAGUGUAAUAUUUCGAGUACAUACACUCACGAGCAAUGAAAUAAUUCCAGUGACACUAAUUAUAGCUCCAAAUUACUCGUAAAUUUAAAAGGCUAGCUUAACGACGCCGUCUGCAAUAUUGAACAACAUAUAACAGCGCAUCAUAAUUUACCUACCAAGAAAAACUUAAAUUUUGAUCAAAUUCAAAAUGAAAUGUUUUAAAAAAUUGGGGUCAUUUUCCAAGUGGAUUUCUUUCAUAGCUCGUGAGUACCUACCUUUGUAUGUUCAACUAGCUGCCGUGCCGCGAGCUUCGCUUCGUCAAAUGUUUUCCUAACCCUGAAGUGAAUUUCUUUCAUCCCGUCUUUGAAAAAACUGUGUCUACUUUAAAUUAUGAAAGUUAGACGUUUUUUUUAUUUAUACAUUACCAACAAAAGAACUAUAGAAUCUCCGUCCGUGUUAAUUAAUUUUUAUCAUUUAUUUUAAUAAAAUUUCUUAGGAAUCUAUAACAUCUGCAUAGUAAUACGAAUACAUAGUUACAUUUACGUUAAGUUACAUUAUAGUGUUAUACUAAUUUAGUAAAGCGCCAUAUUAGUGAUAUUUGGUAUUUAAAUUGAACUAGUUAAAUAAUUAAAUGUUUUAAUGCUAUAUUUAA